UUUCUCUUUUUUUUUAAGGGGUAAAAAAAAAAUAGAAGCAAAGUAGUCCGUGAAAAGUCGAAAUACAGAAAAAGAAAUGGCGAAGGAGCAGGAGGAGAAUGGCAAUGGCAGUAGCAAAUUGUUGAUAGAGCUGCCACUAGGCGAAGCAGCGGAAGGAUUCGAGCUAGAGAAGGCAAUAUGCAGCCAUGGGUUAUUCAUGUUGGCCCCUAACCACUGGGAUCCAAUCUCCCGCUCCUUCUCUCGCCCUUUUCGUCUCACUUCUCCUCCUCUUACAGUCACCGUCGGCAUCUCUCAGCCGCCCACUUCUUCUUCUUCCACUCUCUACCUCCGCGUUUACGGUGCAUCCUCCCUCUCUCCACUGCACCGCCACUCUCUUUUAAACCAGGUGUCUAGAAUGCUGCGGUUGUCGGAGUCCGAGGAGAACAAGGUGAGAGAGUUUCGUAGCAUUGUGGAAGCAUUACAUGGAGAAGAAGAAGCAACUGAGUAUUUGAGGAGUUUCAGUGGGAGAGUCUUCAGAUCCCCUACUCUAUUUGAAGACAUGGUCAAGUGCAUUCUUCUCUGUAACUGCCAGUUUUCAAGAACUUUGAGCAUGGCUAAGGCACUUUGUGAGCUUCAGUUUGAAAUUCAACACCAAAUUUCUAGUUCAAAGGCUGCUGAAGAUGAUUUCAUUCCUAAAACGCCGGCAGGGAAGGAGUCAAAGAGAAAGUUGAGGGUGUCUAAAGUUUCCAUCCGUUUAGAAAGCAAACUCACAGAGUCCAAAGUAGAUAAUUCAGUGUCAGAUCUUCAGCUUUCCCAAGAACUCCAUGACUUUGUAGGCAUGGGAAGCUUCCCCAGUCCCGAAGAACUAGCAAAACUUGAUGAAAGUUUUCUUGCAAAACGCUGCAAUCUUGGCUACCGAGCAAGUCGAAUAUUGAAACUUGCGCAAGGGGUUGUCCAAGGCAAUAUUCAACUAACGCAAUUGGAAGAAGAUUGCAAGGAAACAAGCUUAUCCAGUUAUGAUAAGCUAUCUCAGCGGCUGCGUCAAAUUGAUGGAUUCGGUCCUUUCACAUGUGCCAAUGUGCUCAUGUGUAUGGGAUUUUACCAUGUGAUUCCAGCUGAUUCUGAAACUAUCAGGCAUUUAAAGCAGGUUCAUUCAAAAAGUUGUACUGUACAGACUGUUGGAAGGGAUGUUGAGCUUAUCUAUGCAAAAUAUGCACCAUUUCAGUUCUUGGCGUAUUGGGCAGAGAUGUGGCACUUUUAUGGGCAAAGGUUUGGAAAAUUAAGUGAACUGCCUGUCUCUGAUUAUAAACUUAUAACUGCUAGCAAUAUGAAGCAUAAGAAGAUAGCAACUCGUAAAAGGAGUAAGACAUCUGCCGAAGAGUAACCCUAACUCCGUUUUAUUAACUAAAAUGAUGGUAAAUUAUUUUAUGCUUGCUGCUCGAACUCACUGAUUGAAGUGUAUGAUAAUCAUGCAUAGACUUUCAUGAUUAAUUUGACCCAUGCCAUUUUGGAUUUUGGCAUCCGACCUAACUGAUGCCUUCUUGUACGAAUACCUUUUAAACGAUUUGCAUUUUGAUGCCAAUCUCAGUCCUUUUGUUCACUAUAAUUAUAAA
Messenger RNA from Gossypium arboreum, 1592 nucleotides. RefSeq lists its product as uncharacterized. Gene Ontology annotation, biological process: base-excision repair, AP site formation; DNA repair. Gene Ontology annotation, molecular function: 8-oxo-7,8-dihydroguanine DNA N-glycosylase activity. The transcript has 4 exons. Gene Ontology annotation, cellular component: nucleus. The coding region runs from base 77 to 1363 and encodes 428 amino acids. Lineage: Eukaryota; Viridiplantae; Streptophyta; Magnoliopsida; Malvales; Malvaceae. The record is from RefSeq and is a predicted model, not a curated record.